This is a messenger RNA of Pyricularia pennisetigena, 1047 nucleotides long. RefSeq lists its product as uncharacterized. Bases 1 to 1047 code for a protein of 348 amino acids. The record is from RefSeq and is a predicted model, not a curated record. NCBI's taxonomy places the organism in Eukaryota, Fungi, Ascomycota, Sordariomycetes, Magnaporthales, Pyriculariaceae. The transcript has a single exon. Gene Ontology annotation, molecular function: oxidoreductase activity.
AUGGCCCCCUCAACACAAAAACAGCUGGUCAUCACCGGCUCCACCAAGGCCUUUGAUGACCUCAAGCUCGAGGCCAGCGCCCCCGUCCCCAAGCCCGGCGAGAACGAGGUCCUGGUCAAGCUGCACGGGGCCUCGCUCAACUACCGCGACCUGAUCAUCCCCCGCGGCCAGUACCCAUUCCCGCUCGACCUGCCCGUGGUGGCCGGGUCCGACGGCGCCGGUGAGGUCAUCGAGGUGGGCAGCAAGGUCAAGGAGUUCAAGGUGGGCGACCGGGUGGUGACGCUCUUCAACCAGGGCCACCAGUUCGGGCCCGUGACGCUCUCCUCGGCGGCCACUGGUCUCGGCGGCGUCCUGGACGGCACGCUGAGGCAGUACGGCGUGUUCGCCGAGACGGGCCUGGUGCGGGCGCCCGAGAACCUCGACUUUGUCGAGUCGGCGUCGCUCACGUGCGCGGGCCUGACCAGCUGGAACGCCCUGUACGGCUGCAAGCCCGUCAAGCCGGGCGACGUGGUGCUGGUGCAGGGCACGGGCGGCGUGUCGCUGUUUGCGCUGCAGUUCGCCAAGGCGGCCGGCUGCACCGUCAUCGCCACGUCCAGCUCGCAGGACAAGCUGGGCCUGCUCAAGAAGCUGGGCGCCGACCACGUCAUCAACUACAACGAGGACAAGAACUGGGGCGAGACGGCCCGCAAGCUGACCAAGGGCGGCGAGGGCGUCGACAACAUCAUCGAGGUCGGCGGGCUCGGCACCUUUGAGCAGUCGCUCAAGGCCAUCAAGUACGAGGGUAUCAUCUCCGUCAUUGGCUUCCUGGGCGGUGCCGCCGGCGACAAGAUGCCCAGUGUCAUUUCCAGUUUGAGCAACAUCUGCACCAUCAGGGGAACCUACGUCGGCCCCAGGAGCAUGAUGGAGGACAUGAUUCGCGCCAUCGAGGUCAACAACAUCCACCCCGUCAUGGACAAGACCGUCUUCUCGCUCGACCAGAUCAAGGAGGCCUACGAGUACAUGUGGAACAAGAAGCACAUUGGCAAGAUGUCCAUCAAGAUUGACUGA